Microthlaspi erraticum is the source of this 2022-nucleotide messenger RNA. NCBI's taxonomy places the organism in Eukaryota, Viridiplantae, Streptophyta, Magnoliopsida, Brassicales, Brassicaceae. The record is from the annotation of a GenBank genome assembly.
AUGGAUUCUUCGGCUUUGAGGAAAACAGUUUGGAAGGACCCUUUCAAAUUCACUAGCACAAAGGUUCUUCAUGGUGGCCUUGGCGAGGGUUUCUCAUAUGUUAAAGAAGUUCCGAAUGAUCUCAUCAGUAGUCAGAUUCCGCCCAACGAAAUAUCUGCUCCCGCAUCUCGGAUUGACGGAUCAGGGAAGAUUACAAAUAUAUACUAUGAUUAUAUACAAUUAAGUCAAGCAAUAAGCCAAGGGAAUGUAGAAUCUGUGAAGAAGUUGUUGCGCCGUCGUCCAGACGCAUUGAACGAAUUGAUAAACCCUUACGAGACACCAUUGUUGAAAGCUUGCGUGUGUGGAGAUCUCGAGAUUGUUAAACUGCUUCUUCGUUGCAUGAAAUCUGAAGGAAUGCUUCCUAAGACGAGCCAAAACACUCCGUACCACACACCUCUCGCCGUUGUCGCGUUCACUGGAAACGUGGAGAUCGCUAAGUACUUGCUUAGCAAGGACUUUGGGCUGCUACAGAUACCAGGCAUAAAUGGACAGCUUCCCGUCGUGGUUGCAGUUGAGAACGGGCACAGAGAGUUGGCUCGGUAUCUUACCGAAAAAACUUUGUUUUAUUGUUUAAUUAAUGAAGAUGAUGGGUACCACGCUACGAUGCUCGUGGUCAAUGCCAUCUACUACAACAUGCUCGACAUUGCGCUGCAUGUGAUUGGAGGAAAAUACUACCGAUACCUUGCCGUGACAAAACACUUGCAGAUAGAGUCAAGUCCAGUCGUUGUGUUGGCUUCAAAGCCUGAUCUUUUUCCUUGUGGCUGCCAUCUCGGACCAUUGGAACGCUUCAUCUACUCUUGCAUACAAGUAAAGCAUCCGACUACUCCAGAGCGGAAUCGUCCGAAGAAAGAUCAGCAGCCUACCCUGAUGGGGAAGAUGCUUAAAUGUCUCUCGAAAUGGACUGGGAUAAAUCAAGUGUAUCAACUGAAGGUCAUGCAUGUACAAGCCAAGAAGCUUCUACUGGGAAUAUCAGAAGAAACACUUGGCAUGGGCUUAAAGGAACGUUCUGAGACAGUCAACGAGGCUUUACUCUUUGCAGCAAGAUUCGGGAAUGUGGAUUUCUUGGUGGAGAUGAUCAAGAACAACUCCGAGCUUCUGUGGUCGAGCACUAGUCUGUUUCUUUUGGCCGUCGAGUUCAGACAAGAGAAGGUGUUUAGUCUCCUCUACGGCCUGGACGACAGGAAGUACUUGUUGCUCGCCGACAAAGACUGUAACGGCAAUAGUAUGCUUCAUCUCGCCGGCUAUCUUUCUCCUCCUUCCAAGCUCUCUACCGUCACUGGCGCAGCUUUGCAGAUGCAACGCGAGUUGCAUUGGUUCAAGGAAGUGGAAAGAAUCGUACCAGGGAUCGAGAAGGAGAGAGCAAACGCAGAUGGGAAAAGACCGAUGGAGAUAUUCACAAAGGAGCACCAAGCACUGCGACAAGAAGCUGAGAAAUGGAUGAAAGACACGGCCAUGUCUUGCAGCUUAGUCGCGGCUCUCAUCUUCGCCGUCACCUUCGCAGCGGUCUUCACCUUCCCUGGCGGCGGCAAACCUUUUCACUUAGGUGAUCGAAAUUUCAUCACAUUCUUGGUCUCCACUUUGAUCUCCUGCUUAGCCUCCUGCACCUCCGUCCUCAUAUUCCUCUGGAUACUAACCGCUAGAUACUCCUUGGACGAUUUCUUGGUCUCGCUUCCAACGAAGAUGAUCGCUGGACUUUCGAUACAAUUCAUCUCGAUCGCGGCAAUGUUGAUGGCCUUCUCUUCGGCGCUAUUCGUAAUGCUUGACCAGUCAUCGUGGAUCUCUCUGGCUUGUUGUUUCCCGACAAUCCUUCUCGCGUGUUUCCUGGCGCUUCUGUUUCUUCUUCUUCAGUAUCCUCUCCUCAAGGAGAUGACCUUGUCAACUUACGGCAAAGGAAUCUUCGACAGAAACAUGAAAUGUUGGUUGCAUGACAUUGAACAAAAAUGCCAAAGAACAAGUUAUAAUGAUGAAGACCCUAUUCAUUAA